Messenger RNA from Paraphaeosphaeria sporulosa, 818 nucleotides. RefSeq lists its product as uncharacterized. The record is from RefSeq and is a predicted model, not a curated record. The transcript has a single exon. Lineage: Eukaryota; Fungi; Ascomycota; Dothideomycetes; Pleosporales; Didymosphaeriaceae. The coding region runs from base 37 to 525 and encodes 162 amino acids.
UUGUGAAAUAGCCACCGUCGAAGCGUCAAAUUCGCCAUGGCCACGCCAUCAACGCCACGCAGUGUUUUGCACACCGGUGUUGGAGGUACCGCUGAAAACAGCGGCUUUGAGGUACACAGAGGCCGCACGCUCGAACCGGCGGGCAGGUACUGGACUUGCAGACAUGGAUCCUCGAGCAAAGUCACGUAUUCACAGAUGUCAAGGAAGAGAGUGCGUCGAUAUGUGCCCCGCUACGUCCUCGAUCUUAGCUGCUCGACUUUUCAAGACUCGAGGAGCAUAUUCGCGACUGGAGCAUGCGUAGCGUAUGUGGCCGACAUUUCCGUGCCGGUGCUCAAUUCGCGUAUUUGCGCGUUACCCUCGACCCACACAUCUUCCUCAAGCUCGGGCCGAACCCGCGGGACCUCAGAAAACGUGGAUGCAACCGGAAAUAUCUCCAGCGGCGAUUCGCGGCGCACCAGAAAUAUCUUGCCAUCGACACGAAGAGCUUGCUGCGAGGGCAUGCCAGCAUGGGAAAGUGUCCCGUAAUGCUCAUUGAGCGGCAGACACACCGAGCGCUCCAGCUUGUGUUACGGAGCUGCGGGCGCGGUGAUACGAUAUUCCAGGCCAGUCAGAAAUGUUCGAACGAGCUGCAAUCGCCAGCGACCAUGUAAUCGAUGCCACCAGUGGGCUAUAGGUAGGUCUCGUUGUCAACAUGCUGUGAGCCUCACCGAUGGGAACAGCUUCAUCGAACUCUCCAGGACGAUCCUCACAGCAGAUGCCGCGAUCAGCCCGUCCUAGGACAAACUCGUGUAUCGGUGCCAUCUUACUGCGCUCCCAGC